Salvia hispanica is the source of this 1130-nucleotide messenger RNA. RefSeq lists its product as uncharacterized. The record is from RefSeq and is a predicted model, not a curated record. NCBI's taxonomy places the organism in Eukaryota, Viridiplantae, Streptophyta, Magnoliopsida, Lamiales, Lamiaceae.
GUGUUGAGGAAAACAUCUAUCGAGGGAAACAAAAGCUUUGAAUCUCUCCGACGCCCCUCAAAAUCCUAACCCUAAUCCCUUUUCAAUUCCUAUUCGUUUUAAAUUCAAGGAUCGAAUUUAUCAUUAUUUCUUUUUAUUCGACAAAAAUGUCAGCGAUGGUGUGUGGCAAGAGGUCUUUCUUCGAGGAUAUCGACGCCGCCGCGGCGUCGCCGGCCAAUUCAUCGCCGCCGCCUUACAAGAAGUUCCGAUGCUCUUCGUCGACGUCUCCGGUUCGGUUCACGUACUCGCCGCCGGUACAAACUAGUUCGGUUGAUCAGCUCAAGGCUUUGUUUCCUGGAUUAGAAAUUCAGCUUUUAGAGAAAGCUAUUGAAGAGUCGGUUGAGGACUUGGAUUUGGCUAUAAAGAAACUUCAUGAGUUUUGUCGUGGACAUGUGAAGGACAAGGUUGACAUUGCUGAAGAAAGUUCAACCAUGGAAAACGUUGCAUCCCAAACAGGUGGGGAUUCAGUUCCUUUGCAGCAGCCUCAAACUCAAGACAACCUGCCGGCAGAUGGUGCAGAAUGGGUGGAUUUAUUUGUGAGGGAGAUGACGAGUGCUACUAGUAUAGAUGAUGCAAGACUCCGAGCAUCCAGCAUAUUGGAGAGUUUGGAGAAAUCUAUCAGCUCUCGGGCCAGUGUUGAGGCAGCUCAAAGCUCUCAUAAGGAAAAUUUGAUGCUGAAGGAACAUAUCGAGGUUCUUCUCCGGGAUAAUGCCAUCCUCAAGCGUGCUGUAGCAAUCCAGUACGAGCGCCAAAAGGAAAAUGAUGAGAAGAGCCAAGAGGUGCAACAUGCAAAGCAAUUGUUAGCACAGUAUCAGGAGCAGUUGCGAACUCUGGAGGCAAACAACUACGCCUUGACAUUGCGUUUGCAGCACUCUCAACUAAGCAACUCGUUUCCUGGUCGUUACAAUCCUGAUGUAUUCUAAUCGAUAGGUGGGGACUGACUUAUUUUAGUUGUGUGCGCCGGCACGAACUGCUGCCUAUGUUUUCUUUAGGCUGUAAAAGCCAAAAUGUCCAAUGCUAAGAUCAUGUACAAACCUUGAUAGAUAUCUAUCUAUACCUAUACAUAUAUAAAAGCCGAGUUUUGAGCAAUA